This is a messenger RNA of Seriola dumerili (greater amberjack), 702 nucleotides long. RefSeq names its product clarin 2 (gene clrn2). NCBI's taxonomy places the organism in Eukaryota, Metazoa, Chordata, Actinopteri, Carangiformes, Carangidae. The transcript has 3 exons. The record is from RefSeq and is a predicted model, not a curated record. The coding region runs from base 1 to 702 and encodes 233 amino acids.
AUGCCUUCUCUGUGGAAACGGAUAACCUUCUCGGUGGCCUCGGUUCUCUGUGUCGGCUCUGUGGCGCUCUUGGUCGUGGCCCUGUCCACGGAGCGGUGGGUCACCGGACGGAUUCUGUGUAAAACCGGAGCGGAGAUAGUGAACGCGUCCCAUCCGGAGCUGGACCAGUUCAUCGGGGACAUUUAUUACGGCUUGUUCCAGGGAGGAAAGAGCAAGAAGUGCGGGCUCGGGAAGCGGCGCUCCAAAAUAUAUAUUUUCCCAAAGCUCAUACGAACAUUGAACAGUGGCCUUCACAUGAUGGUGAUCCUCUUCUUGCUGGUGGCCAUUGGCUUCGCUCUGGUCAGUCUGUCUUUCUGUAUUUACAACGCACGCAAGGUUCCCUACCAGAGCAUCAAGGGGCACAAAGGACUCUACCUGUGGAACGUCAUUGCUGCUUUUUUCGGUGCCCUGGGUGUUUUGUGUUUCCUGGCAGCUAUGAAGCAGCACAGUCUGACUGAGCGGGUGGCAAACUAUCAGGAGAACCUCUUUGUCCUCGUGGUCCUGGAUGACAGCCUGGACUGGUCCUUCUGGCUGGGUGUAGGCAGCGUUACGACUCACUUUGCCGUCUGUGGAGUGGUCGCCAUGAGCCGGAUCAAGCUGCCCAAACCAGAGAUCAAGAAACCUGAAGAACCCACCAUCUCUGCUCUGGACCUGCUCUACUGA